CCCCACCCACACCCACACCCACACACCCACCCACACCCACCCACACCCACACCCACACCCACACCCCACACUCACCCACACCCGAAGAAUAGCAUAAUUAAAAUAAUUUAUGUGUUUCUUAAAGACCAUUGAAAAAUUUUUGAUUUGGAACAAAUGAAAGAAAAAUCUUCAUAUUACUUUGAUAAUCUAUCUUCAUCAAUAAUUCAAAAAGUAUAGAUUUUAAAAUUAAAUUAUUCAUAUUUGUAUUGUUAAUAUUCAGAAAAUAGAAUAUAAAUUAUAGUUUUAUUUCUAUAUUUCAGCUACAUUAAUUAAUGAAAAUACAAAUUUACGUAAGAAAAAAAUCUCAAUGUUCGACAAGGAAGUAGAUGAAAAUCUUAAUGAAAGUCAAUAAACCAUUAUUAAUGCUGAUUCAUUAGCACGAGAAAAUAAUGUAAGAUAUUCGAAAUAUCCUAUUUUAUUCAAAAAUUGUUUUGUUUAGAAUGAAAAAUUAGGAACAAUAAGACAAAAUUCAAAUGAUUCUGACAUCAAAUUAGAAUCAUCUGUUGAUAAUUAUCAAUAAUUAACAACUUUAGAUAGAUCAAAACGAAAUCAAAUGGAAAAAUCAGCUACUUGGUUGGUGGAGUAGAUAUUAUGCAUCAAAAGCAAAACUUGUAUAUUCAGAUUUUUAUGCUUCUCAAAUCUUUAUAAAUUCUCGUUUUCAUUUUCAUAGAGAUUAGAAAAAAAAAUCAAAGCCGCUUUAGAUGAAGGACUUCAACUUAAUUAUAAUGUUUAUGCUGAUUUUUUUGAAGAUGAAUCAAAAGCUCUUGCUAAACAACGUUGGACAUUCUUAAAUAAAGCUAAGAAAGCUUUUAUGGGUCUUGGAAAAUUUCGUAAAAAAAUCGAACGUUUCGCUGUUCAUGAAUUUGGAGCUCAUUUUAGAAUAAUUGAAACUGAAUUAGAAAAUAUUUCUGAUUAUGAAGGAUUUAAUGAGUGUCUUGAUAAAUUUCCUUUAUAUAAAGGAAAAGGUACAAAUCGUUCAGAUGAAAAAGGAGAUGAAAAUCGUGUUUAUGCUAAAUUUAAGAGAAAAAUUCAUAUUCGUGAAAUAACAUCAUCUGAACGUUCUAAAACUUCAGAGAGUAUUAAUAGAAUGUCUAUUAAUCCGGUUUUAGUCAAUAAUCCAAUGGAAAGUUCCGAUACAAAGCAAAGACUAGCUUCAACUAUUUAUUUAAAUCAAGAAAUGCUUCAAUUUGAUUUGAAUCAAUAUCCAAUUACACUUAAAUGUCGAUUGUCUGAUCCAUACAUUAAAAUAUUAUUGAAUCGAGAUCUCAUUAUUGAUGAUACUAAAGAAAGACUCUAUAAUACAUUAGAACCAGUUUUUGGAAAAUCUUAUGAAUUUGAAGUUACAAUUCCUCAACAAUCAUUAUUACUUAUUCAAAUUUGGGAUUGGGAUCUAACAAGUUUAGAUGACAGAAAAGCUGAAACAAUUAUUGAUAUUGAACAAUCGUUCGUUUUCAUGUCAUAG
Molecule: messenger RNA, 1501 nt
Organism: Rotaria sp. Silwood1
Lineage: Eukaryota; Metazoa; Rotifera; Eurotatoria; Philodinida; Philodinidae
Source: the annotation of a GenBank genome assembly